Lindgomyces ingoldianus is the source of this 854-nucleotide messenger RNA. RefSeq lists its product as uncharacterized. The record is from RefSeq and is a predicted model, not a curated record. Gene Ontology annotation, biological process: ribosomal large subunit biogenesis. Gene Ontology annotation, cellular component: nucleolus. Bases 47 to 682 code for a protein of 211 amino acids. Lineage: Eukaryota; Fungi; Ascomycota; Dothideomycetes; Pleosporales; Lindgomycetaceae. The transcript is spliced from 2 exons.
UUAUCCCACACACAACCGUCAACGACCAGACGACGACGACGGCAAGAUGAGGAUCGAGACAUGCUACUUUUGUUCCGCCCCUGUUUACCCCUCCAAAGGCAUCACCUUCGUCCGCAAUGACGCCCGCGUCUUCCGCUUCUGCAAGUCAAAAUGCCACAAGAACUUCAAAAUGAAGCGCAAUCCCCGCAAACUAGCGUGGACUAAAUCUUUCCGUCGCGCCCAUGGCAAGGAGCUCACUGUCGACUCCACGCUGCAAUUCGCCGCGCGCCGCAAUGUCCCCGUGCGAUAUAACCGCGAUCUGGUGCAAUCGACGCUGAAGGCGAUUUCGAGAGUCAAUGAGAUCAGGAAGAGGAGGGAGAGGGCGUUUUAUAAGGCCAGGAUGAGGGGAAAUAAGGAGAGACAGAGGGCAGACGAUAGGAAGUUGGUCGAGGAGAAUCAGCAUUUGUUGCCACCAAGUGAGCGGUGGGGUGCGGAGAAGCUAGAGGAGGAGGAGAUGGAGGUGGAUUUGGAGAUGGUCAAAGCGAAGGUUGAAAAGAGGAGGAAGGAGCUAGAGGAGGGUAUGGAUGUUGGGGAGAGUGAGCUAGAGAGUGAGCUUGAGGAAGAGCUGCCGAAGACUAAGACGAAGAGGAAGUUGAGGAUGAAGACCAGUGGUGGGGUUGAGGCGAUGGAUGUUGAUGAUUAAAUGACAGAUAGCGGGAGGAUUGACACGUUCCAAAGUCCAGCUUCGACUUAUCAAGGAGAAUAUGUCCAACUAUUCAUGAGCAUUCCACGGGGGAGUCUGGCGUUAGUAGGUCCUGUGGAUAUACUAAGAUCACGAUAUUUCGAUACCAAGUGCUAAAAAGACAUCUUUUCUU